AUGCCCGUGCAAUCCCUUGUGGCCUUCGCAGAGGUGAGGGAGAGCGUGAACAUCGACCACCUGAAGCGGCACUACUUUACCAGCCACCCCAAGCUGAACACCUACUCUGUCAUACCGGUGGGCGGGGAGGCCUGGUGGGAGCAGCCUCACGACAGGGAGCGCUUCUCCUCUAGUGCCUGA
Molecule: messenger RNA, 180 nt
Organism: Auxenochlorella protothecoides
Lineage: Eukaryota; Viridiplantae; Chlorophyta; Trebouxiophyceae; Chlorellales; Chlorellaceae
Exons: 1
Coding region: 1-180 (59 amino acids)
Source: RefSeq, a predicted model, not a curated record